UUUAUUCACACUACAAUCACUUGCUACAUUUUCUUUUUCUUUUGGCUUCUCCUCUCUCUUUCUUCUUCCCCAAGAACCCUAAAUAUUUAUGUUUACUUAGAUGAUUUUGAUCGAAGAAUUAGAAAAGUCUGCUCAUCUGAUCCAUUGAAGGAAUCCACCUUCUCAUAACCAAAUGAAUCUGUUUCAGAGUGAGAAGAGAAGAGUUGAUGAAGAUUGGAUUGCGACACUAUUGAGCUUAGAGUUCUUUGGGAUAUGUAUGGAUCAUAAGUAUCUUCGAAAGAACGAGAAGAAUGUCUUUUGCAUUGACUGUAAUGUCCAAAUAUGCAGACAUUGUUGUGACACAGUUCACUUUCUCCAUCGUCGUCUUCAGAUUUGCAAAUACGUUUAUCAAGAUGUUGUGCGUCUCCUCGAUAUUCAACACUGCUUUGAUUGCUCCGAGAUACAGACAUAUAAAAUAAAUGGAGAACAAGCUAUACAUUUGAAUUCGAGGCCACAAGCAAAAGAUGCAAGACCUUCAACAAAAGCCAAGAAUGCAGCUUCAUGCGUGACUUGUAAAAGAUAUAUUCAAGAUCGUCCUAAUCGAUUUUGCUCUAUCUCUUGCAAGAUUUCAGCUUGUCCAAAAAAGCACAAUUUUUGUUUCUCUCCAGAAAUAAACCAAAGUGCUUUGAGGAAAGAACAUUAUAAUCAAGAAGAAAAAAUAGAGGAGAAAAAAACAUGCAUAUCAUCACUCACCGAUGUUUCAGAAGACUCGGAAGUUUUAUUGAGUAAUUUUUCAUUGAGACCACUCAUGAGGAUACUCAAGAGAAAAGGAAUUUCUAAAAGAUCUCCUCUUAACUGAUUUUAUUUUCUGUGGAUUUUGUUAUCAAAAACCAUACAUUAUUUAUAUUUCUAUUUAAGAAGGAUAUUAUA
This is a messenger RNA of Raphanus sativus (radish), 909 nucleotides long. RefSeq names its product protein RGF1 INDUCIBLE TRANSCRIPTION FACTOR 1. The record is from RefSeq and is a predicted model, not a curated record. The coding region runs from base 173 to 838 and encodes 221 amino acids. Gene Ontology annotation, molecular function: zinc ion binding. NCBI's taxonomy places the organism in Eukaryota, Viridiplantae, Streptophyta, Magnoliopsida, Brassicales, Brassicaceae. The transcript is spliced from 4 exons.